This is a messenger RNA of Phalaenopsis equestris, 2651 nucleotides long. RefSeq lists its product as uncharacterized. NCBI's taxonomy places the organism in Eukaryota, Viridiplantae, Streptophyta, Magnoliopsida, Asparagales, Orchidaceae. The coding region runs from base 1 to 2367 and encodes 788 amino acids. The transcript has 6 exons. The record is from RefSeq and is a predicted model, not a curated record.
AUGUCGGUGACCGAGGAGUGGAAAUACAUUUCCCUGAGAGGUUCGCAAGCUGCUCCUGAUUUCUCACGGCGGUUGGUUUCCUUGAUUUCUGCUUUCUCGGCGUGUCGCAUUGCCGGUUGCUGCCUGGAGAUGGCUAAUAUUUGUUUGCAAUGCGGCGAUAUCGGUCUUAGUGUGGCUCUUGUUUACUGCGUUAAGUGCAGAAGUGCUGCAAGGCAUAGCUAUUGCCUAGAAGAAGUACCUGAAGAUCUUGCUGCAGAAAUCAAUUGGUUAUGCGAAGACUGCGUGAGUGAGCCUCUUUUUUCUGCCAGCAAGUCAAAGUUUCAUCCGCCUACUUCUCUGGGGAUAGUCAAUGAUGGAGUGCUAAAGGAUCCUUUUUUGGAGAUUGGUUCUGCUAAUGAUUGUUUGGCUAAUCCUGAAGAUCAGAAUCCAGUUUCUAAUGUUAUUUUUGGUUCAGUUGUGGAUCUGAAGGAUCUGGACAAUCAAAUCUCCGGCAACUUAAAAAAGACGACCUUAAGUUGCACGGUCAAUGAUGCCUUAGGUACUGAUAAGUUUGAUAAUUCUCAACCUCUCGUUGAGGCUCAAGGUACUGAUAUUCAGUUUGCAGCUAAAAGCGCACCUUUUAUCUAUGUUGAAGCUUCUGAAAAUCUUAUAAUAGGAGGUACCUCUAACUGCGACAUUUGUGGAUUAGGAAGAUCAUCCGGUGGCUUUGGGCGAGAAGAAGAUGAAAUUGAUGAGUUUGAGAAGGAAGGGUCAAAGAGGAAAGGAUUGAAUUUACCAGGUGAGGAUGAUUUACUCGGUUCUCAUCCUCUUGUUAAUGGAGAAGGAACCGAUCUUUCAUUACCAGUUAAAAGAAUGUCGAGCACUUCUUCUGUGCCUUCUGAAGGUCAGAUAAUAAGGACUGGUUGUAACAACGGAGAAGAAGAACUAGAACAACAUGACAAGAGAAAUUCAAAAAGUAGGAGAUUGAUUCUGCAUACUAACAAUUUUUAUCCUCUAACUGAUAGUCAAGUUACCAGCAUUUCAUUCGUCAAGAAAAAAUCGUCUGGUGCUCCUGUCAAACAAGCUGACAGGCCUACAGGGACAAGCUUAAACAAUGACACUCAUCCCUUAGAUGCUAGAAGAUCAUCUGCCUGCUUAACCCUAAAAAUAGAUGAAGUAGAGAAAUGUGGAAGGGGAAGUCCAGAGAGAAGAUCAAUUGUACCAUACAAUGAUGGCCAGGGUACCAUUUCAUCUGCUGUUGAAGGGAUAGUUUGUACUUCUAUUGAGCCAUCUGACAACAAAGCUUCAAAAAGGACCUCAAGCUUCGGAACCAAUUCAUUAGCCGUGGUAGGAUCAUCCACCUGCUUUAGGCUAAAAGAAAGUAAAAUUACAUCGGGCGCUAUGAGAAGGAGAAAUAGAAAAAUGAGGUUAAGAAGAAAAAAAUUGAUUCAACAGAUUAAGGAUGGCAGACAAAAUUUUUACCCUGCCAUUUUUCAUAAACAUAACAAUAUUCCAGUGGUAGCUAAAAGAUUACAGGGUAUUCCUGUGGAGGCAUCGAACAAACAGGUUAAUAGAUACAGGAAGGAUCAGUCAGAGAGCAGGAAUUUGAUUCUAAGAACAGAGGCUGAAUCAAACAGUUUGUGUCCCGUGAUUGAUAGACGAGGUACUAAUACGAAGUUUGCAGCUGAAAGAUUACCCUGUACUUCUGUCGAGCUUCCUAGAAAACCCUCUUUUCCUGUUUUUUCUCAUAUUUGGAGAGGAUACUUCAAUAUUGACAAUGUAGAAUUGGGCCCCUUGAGUGCUCAUCUUUCUAGUAGCGCAUGCUUAAAGGUGUGCAACUUAGCUAAAGAGUUGCCUUUGAUUCUUCACAUGCAGAAGCUUCCAAGGUUGGUUGCUUGGCCGAAUAGUUUCAAGGUUUCAUCCCCAACUGAUGAACAUGUAGCCCUUUACUUCUUUCCUGGAUCAUACAGGGGUGAAACUGUACUUGAUGAGCUUGUGGAUGAUAUCAUCAACAAUGAUUUGAUGUUGAGGUUUGAGUUUGAUGAAGUCGAGUUGCUCAUCUUCUCCUCCUUCGUGCUGCCACAAGACCAUCAAAGGUUCUAUGGAAAAUAUUAUCCAUGGGGAGUUUUCAAGCCAAAAGUCGGCAAUUUACCAGCAGAUCCUCCUACUGGGUAUCAAGUGGUUAAAUCUUUGAAUCCUGUGAGAAUAAAUGAAGUGGAGGACAUUAACGAUGGGUCAUGCAAUCACUCUGCCCAAGAAAGCAAUGAUUUUACUUUGAUUAGAUCCUCGAUUCAACCAGGAGAAGGAGAGUUAGGGGUUACUUAUGAUUCAAUGGAGGAAGGAGAGUUCCGACCACUUGCUGAAGAGAAAGAGAGAAAGUUGAUAUAGUGAACUCGAGAUUAAUGUUGAGGGCCUUUACGUUUUGAUGAAAAAUACAUCGAUGGUGGUUAACGACGGUUAAGAAUUGAAAAAUCUAGAUGAAGUCACCGUAUUGCAGACUUGAUAUCUCUAAAACUUACACUGUCAAGCUGUUUUCAUCAUGUGGAAAGCAAGGUCAUUGCUACUUUGAGCUCGGUCAAGGGAUAUAUUGAUCUAAGUUGGAGCUAAAAGAAGUUUUGAUUCCUCUCUUUUGGUAAUUUUGAUGGCUAAAUCAAGAGGGAGGGAGGUAUGCU